Prinia subflava (tawny-flanked prinia) is the source of this 2624-nucleotide messenger RNA. Its product is annotated as 3 beta-hydroxysteroid dehydrogenase/Delta 5-->4-isomerase-like. Gene Ontology annotation, molecular function: 3-beta-hydroxy-Delta5-steroid dehydrogenase (NAD+) activity. Gene Ontology annotation, biological process: steroid biosynthetic process. The transcript has 3 exons. Lineage: Eukaryota; Metazoa; Chordata; Aves; Passeriformes; Cisticolidae. Bases 486 to 1682 code for a protein of 398 amino acids. The record is from RefSeq and is a predicted model, not a curated record.
UCUGGGCAUUUAGGGAUACAGGAUCACAUCUAGGCUCAGACCUCACUGCAUCCAGAGCCUUCCUCUUCGGUGGGAGUGGUGUGGAAGCAUCACAUUCUUUUGCAACAAAGGAGGCGCUCAAGAGGGAGGGGAGCAGAACAAACGAGGUGGUGCCCUGCAGGAUAUAAAUACAGGCAAAUCUCCCCCACAGUCUUCUGAUCUCUAGAGAGGUGGAACCGAGACUAAAGGCAGAUUUUGUGGGGUUUGUUUGGCAUUGAAAUUGACUUUGAGCAUUUUCAGAUUUGUUUAUUGAAUUGGUUUGUAAUGAUUUGUAAGAAUGUUUUCUUUGCAUGGAAAAAAUAUGUAGACUACUUCUGAAUAGGAACAGCCGGCAAAAGUAAGACAUGCUUAAAAAAUUGUUCGAUGCGGGGAUUAAAGUUUGUUUUCCUGUAGUCUCUCCUUUUGGUAACACCCUUUAAUUUGUAAAGUCUCCAGAGGCUGGUGUCAUGUGUUCAUUCCCUCGGGCAGGAGGAGAACCAAGGCCGGGACACAGCGAGGAGCCCAGCGCGAUGUCCCUGGCCGGGGUCAGCUGCCUGGUGACCGGGGCCGGGGGGUUCCUGGGCCAGAGGAUCGUGCGCCUGCUGCUGCAGGAGGAGGAGGCGCUGGCCGAGAUCCGCCUGCUGGACAGAGCCUUCAGCGCUGAAGCCCUCGGGAGCUUUGGAAAGUUCAAGGGAAAGACCGAGGUGAAAAUCCUGGAAGGGGACAUCCGAGAUGUGACAUUCCUGCACCGUGCCUGCCAGGGGGUCUCCCUCGUCAUCCACACGGCUUCCCUCAUUGACACCCUGGGCCUCAUCGAGAAGAAGCUGCUCUGGGAGGUCAAUGUGACAGGUACUCAGCUGCUGCUGGAGGCGUGUGUCCGCUGUAACGUCCAGCACUUCAUUUACACCAGCACCAUAGAAGUGACAGGCCCAAACUGCAGAGGCGACCCCAUUUUCAACGGUGAUGAAAAUACAGCUUAUGAGAGCACAUCCAAAUUUCCCUAUGCCCAAAGCAAGAGACUGGCAGAGGAGUCUGUGCUGAAAGCAGAUGGCCAGGUGCUGAAGGAUGGUGGCACACUGAUGACCUGCGCCCUGAGAUCCAUGUACAUUUUUGGGGAAGGCUGCCCGUUCCUCCAAGGCCACCUGGAUAAGUGCCUGUUGAACAAGAACGUCUACCUGCGCUUCUCCAGGAAGGAGGCUCUGGUGAACCCCGUGUACGUGGGCAACAUCGCCUGGGCACACCUGCAGGCAGCCAAAGCCCUCCGCGCCCCGCAGAGAGCCAGGCACGUCAGGGGCAAGUUCUACUACAUCUCGGACGACACUCCCCACAUGAGCUACGCAGAUCUCAACUACGAGCUGACCAAGGAGCUGGGGUUUGGGAUCGAGCCCCGGCUCCCCAUGCCUCUGACGGCGCUCUAUUACUUCUCGCUGCUGCUGGAGAUCGUGAGCUUCCUGCUGCGGCCCUUUGUCAGGUACACCCCCUCCACCAACCGCCACCUGGUCACGCUGCUCAACACCCCCUUCACCUUCUCGUACAGGAAGGCACAGCAGGAGCUGGGAUACGCGCCCCGCUACACGUGGGAAGAGGCCAAGCGGGGCACGGGCGAGUGGAUCGCCUCCAUGAUCCCCCAGAGACGGCUGCACUUGCAAAGCAGCACUGCCUAAGCCUGAAGAGGAGCUGAAACCCAGCUGAGCAAGUGGGGCCUUGAGCCAGAGGAGAGCUGGGUGAGCAGCAGCAGCAGCAAACCAGAAAGCAUUUAAAUGAGUGCUUUGUGUAAGAGCCACUGAAACCCCUCACCCUCAACCUCAGAAUAAAUAAAAGUGAAAUGUUCGUUUGUUGAGUACAUGCUGAUGAGGGUAACUGUACUGCAUAGUCCACACCCACUUCUGCAUCUCUGCAGCACAAAGACUUAUUUUAGUAAGACUCCAAGCAAUCCAUGUGAACACUUCAGCCCUUCUUUCGCUCCACGCCAUCUCCAAGGCUUUUGUAAAGCACAGCUUGUCCUAGAAGUAUGAUUGCACUUCACAAGUGUGCACCACUCAGCUACACCCUGUUCACUCAGUGUUUGCCAUCUCACCAAACAGGCAGAAGCCACCUGAUGGCAAAAGCUGUAACAAAUCUUGUUCACUUUUUCAAGGGUGUUGUGCAUUUCAUGUUUACCUGACAGCCAAACUUUGAGCACUGUAAGCAUUGUGAGAUCAAAAGCACAAUGUAAGCACAAUGCAGUUUUAGUUAGGACAGUGUGUGGAGGAAAGAAGGGACAGAUUUGGUCAGGUGGAUACUUUUUUAUUCACUCUCAUUUUGCAAUAAAUCUGGUGAGUGUCCAGCAGAACAACUUCAAGAAAAUGAAAGGGAGAAAAAUAUUGCAGGAUGGCCUUGGUCACUGAGGGGUUCCCACUGCAGACUGAAUGCAUUUGUGAACACUGAGGAAAAAUAAAGAGUGCUGAAAAAAAUCCUGCUCCGACCAUGUUUCAGCUGGGAGCAAAGGCCAACUUUAGCUGAUAGGUACACAUGUGCUGCCCCUGUGCUUCUCUGAUGGCCACAUGAGCUUCUGCAGAAUGUGUAACUUGACUUGUGGGCAAAAAUACAGAUCUUGUCUGAACAAA